CGGUACGAGAUGAUGCAUCUGGGAGCCCAAUUACUAAUCCCUGAAGCACGCUCUAAGAGAAGCGCGUGGAGAAGAAAGAAAUAGAUUCCUAAUCCGGUGAUGAUCGGCAAUCCAGAUGGCAAACGAUGAAUAGAGAUCAUACUUUUUGACUGCGCAGCUCCGCAACACCCUUCCCCUCCGUUUCAUGACUCCGUUAAAAAUACAGCAUACAGCCGCAAUGCAUCUGUCAACUCCCGCCGCUGUUCCACUCGCCGAUAAGGACGUCAAAAGGUCCGAUAUGGAAAUCGACGACGACGAAGUUGAGGAAGAAGGAGAAGAGAAAGUGCAUACGUCUUCGAAACGAAACGGCGCUAGUAAUAAUAUCAAGUCCAAGGAGCAUGAUGGACACCCAGGAUCAGAUCCUUUAAGAGCUCCUGGAAGUUCUGAAAUGAGAAUAGCCUCUAAAACCCUUUAUGUAGGAGAGAGUAAUGCUAGUUUCAUAUUCUGUAGUCUUCCAGAUGAGCCAUUAGCAACUCAAAGGGAGGAUCUUCACACAAACUAUGAGGGUUCCGAGUAUCCAAUAUCUGGCAAAAGCGCUGGAAAGGAAAAGGCGAUUCAAGAAUAUGAUGUUAAUAUACAAGAUGCUCAAGUCAUUUUAGAAAGAAAAGCCCCUGAAAAAUGCCAUGGACAGCAUACUAAUAGCAAGAGUCACUUGGUUGUCAAUGAGAUUGUGAAUGAGACGACUAAUCGGUCAAUUGUUGAUAGCAAAGAGGUAGCUAUCAAUGAGAUUAUUUCAAUCCCAGUCAGAUAUCAGUCAGGGGCAGAACUUAGCACUCAUCUAGGUUUGAAGCGAAAUAAUAAGCAAAUGUGCAUGCAAACAGAGGAUGAUAAGUGGAGUAUAAAAUUAAGGUUGGUGAUACCUAUGUGUUCUGUAACAUAGAAAAUUGAAACCAAGCUUCUUAUUAUGUCCU
This is a messenger RNA of Hibiscus syriacus, 950 nucleotides long. RefSeq lists its product as uncharacterized. The record is from RefSeq and is a predicted model, not a curated record. The transcript has 2 exons. Bases 185 to 919 code for a protein of 244 amino acids. Lineage: Eukaryota; Viridiplantae; Streptophyta; Magnoliopsida; Malvales; Malvaceae.